This is a messenger RNA of Argiope bruennichi, 6254 nucleotides long. RefSeq names its product streptococcal hemagglutinin-like. Bases 236 to 2437 code for a protein of 733 amino acids. Gene Ontology annotation, molecular function: cis-regulatory region sequence-specific DNA binding. Lineage: Eukaryota; Metazoa; Arthropoda; Arachnida; Araneae; Araneidae. The transcript is spliced from 11 exons. Gene Ontology annotation, biological process: transcription elongation by RNA polymerase II; snRNA transcription by RNA polymerase II; positive regulation of transcription elongation by RNA polymerase II. The record is from RefSeq and is a predicted model, not a curated record. Gene Ontology annotation, cellular component: transcription elongation factor complex.
CCUGUUAACUCAGAGAAGGAGAACUCUCUCUCUGUACUUGUUAACUUCAUUGUCCACUUUCUGUUGCGGUCUCUUUUUAUCUCUCUUCCUUAAUCUUCAUUCUGUAUAGUGGGAAUUCUCCGCAUCAGCAACAUUGGAAGAUGUAGCUCUUGUGCAGCAACAAAAAAAAUCAGUAUUAAACCAAGUGUUAACAAUUUUGAAAAAAACUGGAACAAAAAUAACAAAUCAACAGAAAAUGAGCCAAUGCAGAGAAGAUAGAAUGCCGUAUUCACUUGCCAAGCUCAAGAAAGUAGCAGCAAAACGCUUAAGUACUUUCACAAAAGCAUCUGGUUCAAUGGCAGUAAAUAGAAAAGGAAAGAAAAAGUUUAUAGCCUAUAAAGGUUUUGAUAUUGUGAGCCAACCAUUAAGAAAAAGGAUCAUACAUAUGUUAGCAUUAAAACCUAGUAAAAAAUCAGAAAUUCUGGAUAGGCUGAUAAAAGAGGGUAUCUCUGAAUAUGAGAAGACAAAUGUAUUUACCUUGUUAUAUCAGAUUAGUUCAUCAAAUAUCAAAAUAUUUCAUCUGAAAGCCCAAUUGUGGCAAGAAGUUGAAGAUGACUGGAGGUUUUAUUCGCCAGAAGAGGCAAUAAUUGUUCGAAAAAAGAAGCAAGAGGCGUGUCAAACUGAUGUAAAUAUAGAACCCAAAAAUCCAUCAAAUGUUCUACCUUCAAAAAAACAUUCAUUAGUGGAUGAUACCAUUGCCAGUUCUAUGCCUAUCCAAAAGAAACAGAAGGAAAGUAGUGUUAAAGAAGAAAACCCUAGCCUUUUUUCUUUACUUCAAUAUGUGAGGAGGAAUUCCACACAUAAGAAUUGCCCUAGUCCUAAUUUUGAAUCCAAGGAAUCUAACAAUCAAGUUACAUCUCCUCCAUCUUCUAACAAGAAAUAUAAAAAGAUUGGAAGAAUUCAGAGAAAGAAAGAUGAAAAUGCGCCUUUGAGCCAUUCAGAAGAAAAAAGUGAUAUGCCUUCCACUGUUAUAAAUAUGACGCACCCUGUCCUUCUUAAAGAUUCUUGUCCGGUAGAGAAAAUUACCAGUCCUUCUGUAGUACCAUCUUCAACAAUUGGUGACACAACAUUAGACCCUAAUAAAGUGUCUUUUAAUAACUCUAGUUCAUUUCUUUCCUUUAAAGAUGAUUCUUGUUUAGCACAAAAAGCAAAAGUUCCAUUUCUGAAAGAGGCCCAAAGUAAUAAUACUUCUCAAAUUGUGGGGAAACCUACCAUUUCUAAGGCUGAAUUACAGAAUUUGGAUUCAUUUAAUUCUAAAUCAGAAGAAAUUAAUGAAAAAGGCAUUCUUUCAACAACUGUGAUGGAAUUACCUGAACUAGUCUCCAAACAAGGAGAAUUUGUACUUACUGAUUGUUUAAAAAAUUCUGAACCUCAUGCUUCGAGAAUACAAGAACUUUCUUCACCUUCUGCAUUUUCAUCUUCACAUUGUACUUCUUUAUCUUUAUUUAAUCCUAAAUCUGAAGAAACUCACGAAAAAGGUAUUCUUCCAACAACUAUUAUGGAAUUACCUGAACUAGACUCUAAACAAGGAGAGUUUGUACCUACUGAUUGUUUAAAAAAUUCUGAACCUCAUGCUUCGAGAAUACAAGAACUUUCUUCACCUUCUGCUUCUGCUUCUUCAUCCGCACUUUCUGCUGCUUUAUCUUCAUUUUUUGCGUCUGCUUCUUCAUCCGCACUUUCUGCUUCUUUAUCUUCACAUUCAGCUUUUUCAUCUUCACUUUCUGCUCCUGCUUCCUUAUCUUCACUUUCUGCUUCUUUAUCUUUGAAUUCUGCUUCUUUAUCUUCACAUUCUGCUUCUUUAUCUUCCCUUUCUGCUUCUGCUUCUUUAUUUUCACAUUCUGCUUCUUUACCUUCACAUACUGCUUCUUUAUCUUCACAUUCUGCCUCUUUAUCAUCACAUUCUGCUUCUGCUUCUUUAUCUUCAUAUUCUGUUUCUGCUUCUUUACCUUCACUUUCUGCUUCAUCAUCACCUUCUGUACUGUAUAGUAUGUACAAAAUUCUGGCAACUCAAAAUGCAAAGUCUCCAGAUCAUAAUGCUGACACUUUUAAAAGGAAAUUUCCUAAAAUUACUUCAUUUGUGCAGAGAGACAUAUAUAAAGAACAGUUCGAUUAUGAAUUACCUAUUUACGAAGCAUUAUUGAAAUCUGUGAACAAAGCAAAUAAAAGAAUGAGACGUUUAGAAGGCGAUUUGAAAACUUUUAAAGAAGGAACCCUUGAAUAUGAAGCUGCUUUGAUGGAACUGUGUAAAGCAUAUAAAAUGUACAUACAAGAUAGCAUGUACAAAGAAAAUUGUCGAGUACUGUGCCGUAUGCGUGACUCAUUGUUUUACUUAAGGCAUCUUAUUCUUGAAUUUGACAAGGAACAUGAUAGAGAUUUGUCAUCAAAUAAUUCUGAAUAAUUUUUAUUUUACUUUUUAAUUUCCUUUUGGAAUGAAUCUAGAUAGCUAUGUAUUCAUUUAUUAGAAUGUUCUUAAUGCCAUUUGUUAGUUGGUGCUUGUCUUGCACCAAACUUUUUUAAACUAUCUCUCCCUGACUGUAUUUAUUUUGUAAUAGAAAUUGAAUUUUAAAUGGCAUCCAUCUCUAUUUCCCCAUUUCUAGUUAUUGUCCAUUUUCAUCAGGGUAAGUCGUGUUAGUUGUACCUUUCACUGUUAUCACCAUCAGAUCAAAGUAUUCAUUUAUUAUGAAGAAAAGCUCUUAGCAUAUGUUUUUUUUUUCUUUGUUAAAUAUUAAGUAUGUGGUAACAAGUUGUAAUAAUUUUAAUUUAGUGAAUUCUGCCAUAUAUUUAGAAACUAUAAAUCGUUUGCAUAACUUCUAUUCCUUUUUGUGAUUUAGCACAGGAUGAUUGAAAUAGUGGAUUUCCUUUAUUUGAAAGGAAGCUUGUUUUAUGAAUACGAAACAUCUAAUCAAUGUUGCAGUCUGAGAAAAGAAGAAUUUUUUUAACCCCGGUUUUUUAACAAAAUUUAAUAAAAGAAACCUAGAUGUUUGUACAGAACUUUAGACUAGGGAUGUUUGUACAAAAUAUAUCAGUGUGUAGUAUUCUAGUCAGUGUUUUAAUAACUAUAGUUUCUGUAAAAGAAGAAAAUGUUAAUCUUAUAUCUUUAAAUUAGCAAUCCUUGUGUGUGUCUGUAUAUAAAUAUAUAUGUAUUUCAUGUAUCUGAAACGGCUCUAACGAUGGCUCAGAUUUUAAAUUUAGGUAAAGUUUUGCUUUUUAAGUUUAUCUAUAUAAAGUAUCUUUCCUGUAAAAACGCGAUUUCGAACGCACACACACACACACACACACACAAAUGUAUAACUAGCCAUUAGAGUCCAAGAGAUGGCCAUAUUUGGGGAAAAUGCGCCUAUGUGCAAUAGAUGCAAAGUUAAUUUUACUAUUUGGCAUAUCUUAAUUGAAUGUCCCGUCUUUAAUUCAUACCGUGCUCGUUUUUUUUACCUUGUCUUCAACAUUGCAGGACUUAGUGGGUGAAAGAUACCACCCAAAUAUUUUUAAAUUCUUAAGAGCUACUGGCUUUUUAACUUGUAUUUAGACUUUUUAAUCAUUCUUUUUUGCGUUGAACAUUCCUUUUUGUGUAUUUGUACGUUUCAUCAUUGUAACAAAAUCUCAUGAAUCAUAGUUUUUAAAUUUUAAGAUGUUAAAACUAUUUUCACAUCAUUUUUUUGGGUGAAAUUUUCUUUAUAUGUCUGUGUUAAUUAAAUAAAUGGGUGUUUUCUUUAACAAAUUUUAUACUUUUACCAUUUGAUUGGCGCAGUAUAGCCAAAUAUGGCUCUUGCGCCAGUAAAACACACAAAACCAACCAAGAGAUGGCGUUACAUGUCCAAGCAGAACGUAAACAAAUAUAUGUAGCCAUCCGAGCUUCAGUAAAAAUCUUAUAGCUUUAAUCGAGAAAUUCUUGUAUAUGUAUAUAUAUAUAUAUAUAUACAAAUUUAUUUUGUGUAUUUUGGAUACAGCUCUAACGAUUUGGAUCAAAUUUUAUAUUUAGAUAAGGUUUUUAUUUAUAAGUUUAUCUAUAUAUGUGUAUUUCCUGAAAAAAUUCGAUUUUACAUGCACAAAAAAAUUUAUAACUAAGUAUUAGAAUAAGUUUAUUCAAGUUAUUAAGUUUGUGCGAGCAGUGCAGUAUAGUGUUCAAAACAACAUGGCUGACGAGUGUGUUGCGGGUCUUCGGGUUCGAGUCGCGCGUUUUGCUUUAUUUUAUACUUAAUUAUUAAUAUUUAAUAUUUCUGCUUUUUAAGUUUAUCUAUAUAGAUGUAUUUCCUGACAAAAUGCGAUUUUACCCUCACAUAAAAAAGUAUUUUCUUACAUUAGAGCCUUCUUCUAUCUGCUCUCAUGCUGACAAUGUCAUAUAGCGCCAUCUCGGACCCGAUUUCACCAUGGCAAAACUGAGUGUAGGUUCAAAAAUAUAAGUACAGUAGACUCCCGAUUAUCCGCGCCUGCUCACAAAGUUUUUUUUUUUUUUUUGACUGAUUUUUUUAAAAAAGGUGUAGUUUUUCAGUUAUGCUUUUGUAAUUACAUAAUACAUUACAGUAUUAAAACAGUACAUAUGUAUUAAUUUUUCUUGUAUCCUUGACGCCUCUCAUAAGUGCAAAGCACUUUUCUGUUUUCAUUAACAAAAUGCAUUUUAGGUUAGUUUUGAGUGAUAUACUAAAAUAUUAAGCGUUAGUUAAACAUUUCCUGCUGUUUAUUUUACGUUUUAUUGUGCAUAAAACGAUUUUUCAAAAUUGGAAUGACUGUUUUUUCUUUUGCUAUACCCGUUUUUAGCUUUUUUCGGAUUAUCCGCGGCGGCCGCGCCACCCGAUUCCGCGGAUAAUCGGGAGUGUACUGUAAUGAUAAAUAAACUGUAAUGCAGCAAAUUGUUUUGAAUAACAUGUUAAACUAAGUCCACUGAUGAUUUUUGUUUUCUUUAAAUGACCAGUUCAUAUGUAGGUAAGAUUAUAUUUUUUAAUAAUUUGUAUCCGAUGUGGUAUUCGUAUCUAAAUGUAUUCUUAAUAUAUAUAUAUAUAUAUCAAGCUAAGCUUGGUCUUCCUUGUACUGAAUGAUUAUUUAUUAUAAAAUGGGCAAAUAAAUGUUUGAAAUCCUUUAUCGAGCUCAUACUAAUUAAUAAACACAAUUAUUUAAAUGUUUCAGAUGUCCUUUUAAAUUAUUAUUGAAAACUGAUUUACCUCAGUUUCAUUUUCAUUUUUCAGAGAACUGGUAAGAAUCUGACAAUAUUGAUAUCUUUUACUUGUUUACCCAGUUCUGGUUGUUUAUUUUAAAAUGUUUUUGUGCUUCUUAAUUUACAGAUUUCUUGUUGAUUAUCCAAAUAAUUCCAUGUAUUGAGUUGUAUAUGCAAUAAUUGCAAGAAUUUUCUUUCUUUCUUUAAAGAAAAUCUUUGAAUGUUAUUACAGAAAGUAUUGAAAUUUUUAAAUUUUAUAGAAAAUAGUAAUAAUUAUUAUUGUAUCUUUAUUAAUCUAAGAAAAAAAAUAGUCUUUGGUUACAAUAAACAUGAGAGAUCAGCCCUUCUGCAUGGUUCAUUGGCUGUUGAUUCAUUUUACUUUAAAAGCACAAUUUUAAAUUGCAAUCGUUAAUUUGACUCUUCAUGCUACAUUUAAUGGAAUUCAUAUUAGGUAUGCGAUAGCGCAUUAAUGUGUAGAGCUAAACAUAUGAAAAAUAGGAUACUGAUAUUUUAAAUAUGUUAUAAAGAUUAUAAUUCUAAAAACUCAUUAUCUAAUUAUUAUCAUUGGAUUCACAUUCUUAAUUUAACCCUUUAAAGGGCCAUUUUUUUCUAGUCAUAUUAUGUAAAAAUAUUUUCACGCUUGAAAUUAGAAUAAGAAAAGGAAUUCAUUUAGCUUAUUAGAUAAAUUUAAUUAAUUAAUUAGGUUAAUUAAUAAUUAAGUAAUAAAUCAAGACACAUCAUUUUGUCUGAGAUAAAGAACUGAAGCAUCUAAGUUUCUGACUAAGUUUAGUUUACUAAAAAAAUUUGUUAGAACUUAUGCCAAGCUAUAUAAUUUCAUACAAAGGUUGAUAAAUUUGGUGGGAAGCUUACUUAACAUGGCCCUAGAAAGGGUUAAUUCUUUAUUUUAAUAUUUUGAAAAAUAAUUAAAUUAAUAAAUCUAUUCUUCAAGAUGUUUAAGUAAAGAGUGAUAAACUUUUUGUGCAUAGUGCAUACAUUAUUUAAUAAUUUAUGUGUUUAAAACGAAAAUUUCUGAAAUUAUUGCUUUAGUUUUUAAUUAAAGAUGUUUUAA